This is a messenger RNA of Bradysia coprophila, 1037 nucleotides long. RefSeq names its product peptidoglycan recognition protein-like. Gene Ontology annotation, biological process: peptidoglycan catabolic process. The record is from RefSeq and is a predicted model, not a curated record. Gene Ontology annotation, molecular function: zinc ion binding; N-acetylmuramoyl-L-alanine amidase activity. NCBI's taxonomy places the organism in Eukaryota, Metazoa, Arthropoda, Insecta, Diptera, Sciaridae.
GUUGUGCAUUAAUGAUUAAGAAAUCAAUUCCAAAUGACCCAAAAUAAUGUAUACAUCAGUGAUGUGGAAGAUGCCACUUCGGAGACAACUGUGGAUAGUGAAGACGAAUAUGUCGGUUCAAGUGUAGCUGCACAAAGUCAAUAUCAAAACCACUUGAAUGAUUCUCGAAUUACUGCUAAUAAUAUCAAUGUACCGGCAAUUAAUGUGCCUGACAAGUCACCAAUUUCGCAUAUAUCAAGCGUUGCUUUACAAAACUCGACUGACAUAACAUUCGGCAACAAAACCUUGUAUAAUGGACCAAUUACGGUCAAUCAGUAUGGAAUUGCAGACCCAUGCAGAACGAGUGAUCUGAGUAAUAAAUCGUUACUAUUUUUGAACCGAUGGAAAAUACUAUUGAUCAGUGCCAUUAUUGUGAUCAUAAUAAUACCAAUUGCUACAAUACUCACCUUACACUUUAAAAACGGAGAAACAGACACUUAUGAAAUAGACGACUCGCCAUUAACUUUGGUUACUCGGGAAAAGUGGCUAGCUAAACCACCCACAGGAGACAUAGACGAUCUGAUGACACCAGUCCCUCUAGUAGUAAUACAACAUACAGUUCAGUCGACUUGCGACACAAAGGAGACAUGUGCACUGCUUGUCCGACAAAUACAAACUCAACAUAUGAAUAGUCCAUUAAUUGGAGAUGAUAUAGGCUAUAACUUCCUUGUUGGUGGUGAUGGGGCUGCAUAUGAGGGUCGUGGCUGGAACGAAGUUGGUGCUCAUACAAAAGGCUACAACAGCAGAAGCAUUGGAGUCGCAUUCAUUGGAGACUUUACAAAGGAAAAACCACCAAAGCAGCAGGUCAUUGCACUAUUGAAACUGCUUCGCGAUGGUGUGGAGGAGAGGAAAAUUUCAGAAAAUUAUACGUUGAUUGGCGCUAAUCAAGUGCAGCAAACGGAAAGUCCAGGGAUACAUUUGUUUAAAAUUUUAACAAGAUUAGAGCAUUGGUCGGAUCAAAUUUAAUGAAUAUAUGACGGAGUAAUUCCGGGAAUUUG